Messenger RNA from Colletotrichum orchidophilum, 270 nucleotides. RefSeq lists its product as uncharacterized. Bases 1 to 270 code for a protein of 89 amino acids. The transcript has 2 exons. Lineage: Eukaryota; Fungi; Ascomycota; Sordariomycetes; Glomerellales; Glomerellaceae. The record is from RefSeq and is a predicted model, not a curated record.
AUGGCAGAUUGGGGGCCUGCGGCGGCGUUCUGGCGGUAUCAGCCGCAGGUAGAACCAGACAGCGGCAGGCGGUAUCCGGGGGAAAGGACCUCAACGACUUUUGCGCGACGGGAGGAGAGGGUGGGAGAGAUUUCAGAUGGAAAGGACCAGAGGGCAGCCGGACGAUGCAACCUCGUUCGCAAGGAAGACAUGCGGGACGGGGAGGAGAAGGAGGAGCAGGACCACAUGCGGAGCCAGACCUGCAUUGAGAUGGAGUCGGAGAAGCAAUGA